AUGUACCACCACUCUCAAGGCGCAAUCCUCUCUCCGACCCCCCGCCCACUCUCCUUCUCUACCCAUUCCAUGUUUGACAUCAUCCUCGAUGGGCUCACACUGCGUGCAUUUACAUUCCCUAGUGCCGUGCAUGACACCAUUUCGAACGGAAGCAUCCGAAUCAACUCGUUCAACACUCCGGAUCUCAACCUGCAUGCACCACUCACACUCGCUGCACGCUGUCGCGGCGAAGCCUCAACCUCUACAACCUGCUCAACCUCACAAGUCACACGCAUACACAAUUCAACUUUGCAGGGACUGGGUGACGACCAAGGCGCGAACGAGGCAGAGGCUGCUGGUGGUGUAGGGAUUGGGGCCGUAGAAAUAAUAACGUACUACUCCUUGGAUGGUCAUCUCUACGUUGUUGAUGAUGUAAAUGAUCUGUCGCUUGUACAAGCAGUCACUGGCAGAGCGAGUACAUCGGGAGACUAUAAGCAUGAGUUUUUCCGCAACGAUCCUGAGAUUGGGACCAUCGAGGAUAUUUGGACCUGUAGUCUCUGCAAAGGACCACGAUACCGGACUCCGAUUGCGUAUAAAACCCUUCAUAGGUGGUUAACGCACAAGCUGAGGUGUCCACUAAUCCAGGAUAAACUGUGCAACGAACUUGCUGCAUUAGAGGCGAACACAAAGAAGCCUAAAACAAAGCCGAACUCUCAGUGUGGAGCUCAUGGAGGGAAUUCUUACUGGAGUGAUCAGUCCACGCCGAAUCUUCUGCAGGGAAUGCAACAAGUGGGUCAAGAAACAGUGGAAAGAACACGUAGGGUCCCAUGGCCUUUGUCUGGGAUUGUCAAGCCGGAAACCCAAGGCCGAGUCAUCAAGAAACAGCCAUAA
This is a messenger RNA of Fomitiporia mediterranea MF3/22, 870 nucleotides long. RefSeq lists its product as uncharacterized. NCBI's taxonomy places the organism in Eukaryota, Fungi, Basidiomycota, Agaricomycetes, Hymenochaetales, Hymenochaetaceae. The transcript is spliced from 7 exons. The record is from RefSeq and is a predicted model, not a curated record. The coding region runs from base 1 to 870 and encodes 289 amino acids.